AUGUUUACCUCAUCAUUUUUAUUUCUUGAUUGGAAAUUUCCAAUAUUAAAUCUUGGAUAUACUCUGGACACGAAAUCGGAACACAUGAACACGAUACCAAAAGGUGAUGAAUAUACAUUUGCAUUCAAUAUGGCAUCCUUAUCUCAAACAGUUCUUUGUCCAAUUGUUGGUUUUCUUCUUGCAUUUCGAGCAGAACAGAGUAUGUGUUAA
This is a messenger RNA of Adineta steineri, 210 nucleotides long. The record is from the annotation of a GenBank genome assembly. Lineage: Eukaryota; Metazoa; Rotifera; Eurotatoria; Adinetida; Adinetidae.